AUAUUGUAACUCUCUUUAAAACUUAACCUUAUUAAAAAACAAAAACAUAUAUCUAUUUAAAAUAGAUAUAUUUUAAAGAGAACGCAAAAAAACCCCCCAAAAACCAUCAUUCUCCAUAUCCAGUGUGCAUGUCAACACUUCCCUUAAGCUUCUUAAGGCACUAAUGAAAGUGGCCGCUUAUUGUCCGGAAGACAGAUGGUUUCUGUCUUGAUUAAGUUUUAAUUUUCCUCUUGGAUGGAACUGACAGGGUUGUCUGGUUCUGUAGCGAACAAGCGUCUCUCUCCCGUUGUUUCCUGUCGAAAGGGUAACUACGGUGCGACUCCUGGGACAGGAGCGGAUCUGUGAAAGUGCUUCUUUUUUUUUCCGGAGCUGACUUUUUGAUUCUUUGUUCUGCAGCAGGCCUGCACUCCUGUGAUUAUUUAUUUACUUGAUUUUAGUUGAUUUUUUUCAACUUCGAGGGAUAAUACUUCAAAACUGGAGAUUAGUAUUUAAUACAAUCUUGUUUUUCUCCUGAUGAAUGCUCUCACGCAGACAGACUGAUGGAGACUCCUCUGAAGCCUUAUCAUGCACAUAAAUAAGACACAAGGCACAAGUAAGAUGAAGAUGAUCAAACUGACACAACAAUUACUCUGGGGGUUCAUUUUGCUCUGCACAGUAAACCUCAGCAUCCAGCAAGUGUCCAGUGGCAACCAAAGCUCUCGAGGACAAAGAGGGUCAUCACAGGAGAGGACGGGGACAUGUGAAGUGGUUGCGGCUCAUCGCUGCUGCAAUAAGAAUAAGAUUGAAGAGCGCUCUCAAACAGUCAAGUGUUCUUGCUUCCCCGGACAGGUAGCUGGGACAACAAGGGCACUGCCCUCUUGUGUUGAAGCCUCCAUUGUGCUUCAGAAAUGGUGGUGUAAAAUGGAGCCGUGUCUGCAGGGGGAGGAGUGUCGAGUUCUCCCUGACCUCACUGGUUGGUCAUGCAUCUCUGGGAACAAAGUGAAGACCACGAAGGUGGCACGGUAGCAAGACAGAAGCUUCUGCUAAAGAGUUCAAUCCUCACCUGAGCUGCUGCUGUCAACUUUUGCAAUAUUGGACCCCUCACAGACAAAGCAGAGACAAACAGAUAUUUAAUUAGAUAUCUCCUGGCUGAGCUCAAAACUGCAGAAACUCAUUAUUUAAUUUUCAUUUUUCUUUGAAUAGUUUUGUUUUGUGUUAAUCCCCUAGAGAGAACAAUCCAUUAAAUUUGACAAGAGAUUAAGUGAUGUAGUUUAUUCCAAUCCAAACCGAGAGCUUCAGCUAAAGUCUUUGUUUUCGUGCUUGAAAUGCCGGGCACAUUGUGAUGCGCUCAAUCAAGGUUUGGCCCGAGCUCCUGGCAGACCCUUAAAAAGAGAUUUUGUGGAUUUUUUUCAGGUGGCAGAAAGAGAACCCAGUCUGCGGCUCGUGACUCGCUGUCGCUUAAAGCA
This is a messenger RNA of Xiphophorus hellerii (green swordtail), 1445 nucleotides long. Its product is annotated as chemokine-like protein TAFA-2. Gene Ontology annotation, molecular function: receptor ligand activity. Bases 565 to 1005 code for a protein of 146 amino acids. The transcript has 5 exons. The record is from RefSeq and is a predicted model, not a curated record. Lineage: Eukaryota; Metazoa; Chordata; Actinopteri; Cyprinodontiformes; Poeciliidae.